AUGAAAAGAGUUGAUCGCUUUGACAAUGCACAUCGAAGAGGAUACGUUAGUGAAUCUAUCUAUCUAUCUAUCUAUCUAUCUAUCUAUCUAUCUAUCUAUCUAAACGAGGUUUUUCUAUCUAUCUAUCUAUCUAUCUAUCUAUCUAUCUAUCUAUCUAUCUGUUUAUAUAUUAGUAUGUUUCUAUCUAUCUAUCUAUCUAUCUAUCUAUCUAUCGAUCUAGAAUCUCUUCGUCCACUUAUGAUGAUCAAUCGUCGUUGCCAGCACCAUCUAUGUCCGAGUUUGGAUUAUCCAGUGUCUCUACGAGGCCAAGUUGGUAAUGGAAUUUUAGCGGAUCACACUAGCAACCAGUCUCAAACUGGUGUGUUACAUGUGACCAGCAUUAACUAUUUCAGGCCGUUGAUAGUUUUGGUCGGAGCUAGCGGACCCUGCGUUGUCUUUUCUAUCCAGCCUUUCUCCAGCGGCACAGACCUUAAGCGCUAG
This is a messenger RNA of Acanthosepion pharaonis, 480 nucleotides long. NCBI's taxonomy places the organism in Eukaryota, Metazoa, Mollusca, Cephalopoda, Sepiida, Sepiidae. The record is from the annotation of a GenBank genome assembly.